Messenger RNA from Coturnix japonica (Japanese quail), 3042 nucleotides. It is a transcript of the gene KLF11, whose product is annotated as KLF transcription factor 11. NCBI's taxonomy places the organism in Eukaryota, Metazoa, Chordata, Aves, Galliformes, Phasianidae. The record is from RefSeq and is a predicted model, not a curated record. Gene Ontology annotation, molecular function: DNA-binding transcription factor activity, RNA polymerase II-specific; RNA polymerase II cis-regulatory region sequence-specific DNA binding. Gene Ontology annotation, biological process: regulation of transcription by RNA polymerase II.
CGCCUCCCGUUGGCCGCAUGCGGUGGUUGCCGGGCUCCCAUUGGCUCCCAUUGGCGGACGGAGCCCGUCCCGCCCGCGCUGUCUGCCGAGCGCGGGAGCGGCGUGUCGGCCCCGCGGGCGGGGAAGGGAAGGAGGCGGGGCGGUGCCGUGCUGUGCCGGCUGUGUGCUGCUCUGCGAGCCGCUCUGUCCGUGCCGCCUCACGGCUUCCCGCUCGCACCGACCCGCCAUGCACGGCUCCGCUUCGCCCUGCCCGGACAUGGGAGAUGCGGCCGCGGUUGACAUCGUGGAUAUCUACGAAUCCAUCCGGGAGCGGCAGCGCCACGACAGCGAGCGCUCGAGCUGCAGCACCUUGGAGCAGAAUGACAUCGAAGCCGUUGAGGCACUUGUUUGUAUGAGCUCCUGGGGGCAAAGACUGCAGAAAGGUGACAUAUUAAAGAUAAGGCCCCUCACACCCUUCUCAGAUUCGGGAGAUUUCACAACGCACGCUGAGGCCACUUCGGAGUUACCAAAGGAUUAUUUGUCUACACUGUGCAUGACCCCUCCGCACAGCCCCGACUUUGUGGACAUGUCUGCCGCCGUGCUGCUCCCUUCACAGGUCACUUACUCCAAGCCCAGGACCGUCAUGGCAAACACGGCCGCCUGCUCAGUCACAUCCACCACCAACACGACUCCCGCAGCCAAGCCGUCUGUUCUGAGCGUGGACAGGCAGUGUGAGCAGAGGGCGGCCCUCGUGGAAGCCUCUGCCCCUCAGCCUUGCCGGGCCAUGGUGACCAGCGUCAUACGGCACACGGCUGACAGCUCUGCUUACCACCACAGAGCAGAGAAGGCAAAGGCAGCUCCAGGCUGUGGGACUUCAGGGGAGCAGCGUGGAGCUGAGGACCGAAGCCAUUCCAGCCUGUCACAGGACACGUGUGCUGCCGAUGCUUUAAUUAACAAGGCCUCCCCAGUGCACCAGCCGUGUGCGGCUGACUGCAGUGAUGUGGUGCCCAGCAAGGCACAGCUUCCAGCCCGACCUGUUUCUCCACAGACCCACUUACCAAAGAGUUGCGAGGAUGACUUGCAAACAAGAGCUACCCCAGUGACACCGGUCCCUGUGUCGAGCCCCCAGGUCCUCUGUCAAAUGAUCCCUUUGAGCGGACAGAGCGGUGUGAUUAAUGCCUAUGUCAAACCUUCAGCUCCAACCAUCUCGGCUCCCAUGAAACCUAUUUUACCGCAGACAGCUCCGCUUUCUCAGCCCGUGCUCGUGGGAUCUUCUGUGCCUCAGGGGACCGUCAUGUUGGUUCUUCCACAGACUGCUGUCGCACCGACGCCGCAGUGCCCGCAAACAGUAAUGACUGUUGGGAACACCAAGCUCCUGCCCCUCGCUCCUGCCCCCGUGUUCAUCGCUUCUGGUCAAAGCUGCGCCCCCCAGAUGGACUUUUCGAGACGGAGGAAUUACGUUUGCAUCUUCCCCGGGUGCAAGAAAACCUAUUUCAAGAGCUCCCACCUCAAAGCCCACCUUCGUACCCACACUGGAGAAAAGCCCUUCAGCUGCAGCUGGGAAGGCUGUGACAAGAAGUUUGCCCGCUCGGACGAACUGUCGCGGCACCGCAGAACUCACACGGGAGAGAAGAAGUUUGCCUGUCCCGUGUGCGAGCGGCGCUUCAUGCGCAGCGACCACCUGACCAAGCACACGCGGCGCCACAUGGCCACCAAGAAGGUCCCCAGCUGGCAGACGGAGCUGGGCAAACUGAACAGAAUCGCCACGACCGAGAAACCGAAAGGCAGCGGCGCUCUGAGUAUGCUCAUCCCUGUGCCAUCCGUCUGCCAGGGCAGCGGGACAAAGCACCUCCUCUAAACUUACUAUGAGUCGCACAGAGCUCUGCUGGCUACAACAGGACUGACAGCACGGCCCUCUUCACCCCCUCAGCGUGUUUGUUUGUACAUACUUGGGUUCCCUUCAUUGUAGUUAAUAAUGCUAGGGGAGAAAUGGAUGCUGUGUCCUCAUCCUUUUGUUUGUGUGUUGGAUGUUUGGGCGGAUGCAAUCACCAGCACUUCAGGAAGGCAGGACUCUUUUGAAAUGAUUUUGGCAAUAGGUUUAAACAAGUCAAUAGGUUUAAACAAGUCAACGCGCAUUGCUUGCUGUUAAUAUUUGGAUGGACAGUGCAACAGGGUGAUUUUUAAUUUUUGAUACUAGUGUUUUCUAUACCAAAUAUAUUUUGUAUUUAUUCCUUUGGAUCUUUGUAUGCAGGCUGACUUGCCCUGCGUUAGUAGAGUUGUGCAGGAUGAAACCCGGGGCUUUGGGAGCUGCUUUCCUGUAAGCCCAACCAAAUGCAUUCGGUGCAUUGUGUGAGCGUGUAAUGCUCAGAAAUGCGGUGCUGGGGAUUUCACGCUUCUGGAUUCUGGUCCUGCAGUAGAUGGGUGCUGUUAGAUCCUCCUUGUGCAGCUGCCGUUGGAUGUUGGAUAGUUUGAGAUAACAGCGAGCUCAAAACCAACCCAACAAAACCACCCUAGAAUGACUUUCAGAAAUGAAGUGUUGGAAUCCUCAGCACUGCAUCAGUUCAUGCUUAUUGCAAGUGGAAGCUGUUGUGGCUACUAGGAAAGCUUGACACACUGCGUGUUCCUGGGUCCCCACUCUGCCCAAGCAAAGCACUGGGGAGCCAGGCUGCUCUGCUGGAUGUAGAAGCACAGAUGCUGUUCAGCAGCUUUGACACUAAAAACGACGCUUUACUUUCAGCCCCACAAAAUCAGAGUAUUAAAGUCUACUGAAAGGUAGCAAAAAUGGCAGGAUAAGGUGUGAGCAAUUAGCUGGGUCCGUGUUUGCAUUUUGUUUUAAAUACAGGAGAAAUAGAACAUGAGGUUUACGCAUUGUGGAUGCUGAUGCACCUCAUAGAAAAUUAUUCCAGGCUUUUGAUGACCCGCAUCAAAGCACCAGGACAAAUACUGGUCAUGUCUUAAGAAACAGCCACCUUUGUCAGCUCGAUGAUGCUCUUCACGUGGCCUUACACUUCACAGUACUUUGUAUCAAAUCACCCUUUUCUAUUAAACGAGAUGCUCUCCCUC